AUGGAGACUGCCAUCGACUCCAGGUCUCAGCCAACCUCCCCAACAUUGAUCGCACCAUGUCGCAGCCUCAUCACACUCUCAGUGCUGAACCGGCCAAGUACACCUUUGGCUACCUGUGUUUUUGGAGCAACAAACUCGCCUCAAUUCAAGAAAAAGCUCCGAGACUCGUGGAAAGACCUUCUCGGACCUGUCGAGCGGACGUUUCUCAACGACAGUGCGGCGACAUCUGCCCUCAAAGAAGAGCUGCAUUCCCCAAAAGCAGGCGUAUUCGUCAGCUUCUCGACCGAUCCAGCACAAAAGAAACGCUGGGAACUAUCUGCCAACGCCCGCGUCAUCACACCCAACGGACCGGGUCCGCCAGGGGCAGUGGAGGCGGACCUGCGGAGUCUAUCGCGAGAUUUCGGAGCCUGCAUUGCCAUCCCUCUCCUUUUUGGACAGGACUUCUUAGAUCGCUGUCCCCGGCUUCUGGACGAUUUCUGGAAAUUCGACAACGAUCUGUUUCCAUUGAUGAUGAUUGGCGUUGCAUCCUCGACUCCCUUGAAAUGCAUAAAGGAUGGCGUGGCUGCGAGGUCGCGUCUGCUUCAAGAGAUGGAAACAUUGUACCGACGCGUGGACCACUAUCAUGGUGGGGCCAAGCAAUUGACUACGGGCCUGACAUGA
This is a messenger RNA of Fonsecaea erecta, 660 nucleotides long. RefSeq lists its product as hypothetical. The coding region runs from base 1 to 660 and encodes 219 amino acids. NCBI's taxonomy places the organism in Eukaryota, Fungi, Ascomycota, Eurotiomycetes, Chaetothyriales, Herpotrichiellaceae. The record is from RefSeq and is a predicted model, not a curated record. The transcript has 2 exons.